AAGACAGAAAAAAAGACAUUGAAAUGCGUUUCGUGGAGAGGCGUAUAUUAUAUUCAGUAUUCAGUCGAAAACGUGUCGGGGUCGCGUUAUUAUAUUAUUAUAUUUUUUUUUCCCCGCCGGACUCUGUAUACACGCUGGCACAAUGCAUCCGUCAGGGUCCCGUCGCGGGGGUGGACGUUAUACGUGUAUAGAGAUGGUCUUUUAUAAAUACGUACCUGCGCAGCUCACUAUAUUAUGUUAUAUAGCCAUAUAGGCAAUAUAUAUAUUAUAUUAUAGUAUGUAGGUACCACGUACAACACGUCUUAAACUCAUAUUAUAUAUUAUAUACCCGGUAUAAUGUGUUUGGAUAUUAUAAAAUAUAUAGAGUUAGGUGGGUAGGCUGCAGUUAUAUUAUAUAGGUAGAGGUAGGACAUACCUUUAUAGUUUAUAGGUAUAUCGCGGUUGUAAAAUAGGACGUAUAAUAUAAUAAUAAUAUGAAAUGUAUACUGUACAUGUGGAACUAAUAUAAUAUGCUACUAAUAAAGUCAUUGCCGCCGCCGACGAAAACGUAAAUGUAAUUAAGGCGCCAUGUGCUCGCGCGAUCGAUUGUGGUGAAUUCCUAUCGCUUGUCGUUUCUUUAUUUUUUCUUCUCAGUCGGAGCCAUCUUCGAUUUUUUUUUAUUAUUAUUAUUUAUUCGAAUCCGAACAAUACACCGCGUCGUCUGCGUCGGUUUCUAUCUGUUGUAACACAAACGCAUACACACACACACACACACACACACAUACACAUAUUAUACUAUUGGUCCGGAUGCGCGUUUGUAUUCGUUAUAAUAUUAUUAUUAUCAUUAUGCAGGUAUCUAUACACUACCCGGCGCGCGAGUUUUCUUUUGUUUCUUUGGCAUAGUUGAAAUUCGACUGCUGGCAACAAUAAUAAUAAUAAUACAUCUUGCGCCUAUAAUAUAUCUGUAUCUCUAUCACACGCACACGCACACAUCUACGUACGUCCAUCUCUCGGCGCGUAUAUCGUAUAAUAUAAUCUCGUGCUAUAGGUAGACUCGUCGUCGGAUAGGUCGGAUAUUAUAAUCCGCCUAUAAUUUGAAGCCUAGGCGUAUGAUUACACGGUGGGUGUUUUUCGUUUGCUAUAGGUAGGUUACCUAUAAUAUACCUUUGUGCGUGUAUAUUACGAUGUUAUAUACCUCGAUCUGCUGCUGCGGCGGGCUCUCUCCUUCGGGGCCGGUCGACGGAGACGAUGAUCGCGCGACGACGAUGAUGACUUUAUCAGCGGUGAGAGGAUGAGCAGUCGCGUUGCAUGUAAGUACGCGUUUGGGCGUGUGUGUGUGUGUGUGUGCGUGUGCGUGUGUAGGUGUGUAGGUGUGUGUAUGUGUGUACGCGCGCGCGCAAGGCAGUUCGUUGCACCGCCGCCGUUGUUGUUGCGUAGUAAUAUAUAUACACACAGACUCACGCACGCGCGCCAGAUCGAGUGUACAAGUACAAGUUAAUAAAGACAUUAGCGCACACGGCCGUUGUUAUGUGCAUAUGUGUGCGCGCGCGCGUAUGUGUGUGUGUUUGUGAGUACGCGCGCGCGUUAGGGUUAGACCUUGAACAUCCUCCAUCGGCGCAGCCUCCACGAAUUCUUGUACGUCGUACGCGCGUUUCCUCUAUAUUAUUUAGGCGGGUACCCAUCGUGUACAUAUAUAUAUAUAGUCUGUCCGUAUUUUUUUUUUUGUUACUACCCUAUUUUUUGUUCCUUAUUAACGCUCGGCUCGGAUCGGUAUAUUUUCGUAUUUUUAUUAUAUUUUUAGGAUCGGUGCGCGUAUCGCCGCCGUACGAUACAUAUUAUGUAAUACAUUAUCGUAAUGCAUACCGCGUAGCCAGGCGUGCUGCACGUCACGCCGCAGCGCGGGGUCGAAAACAGCGAUGGCAUUAUUCCUCGGGACGGUUACAUAUUUUUUUUUUUAAUUUUUUUUUUCUUAUAACGGUAAACGGCGGGAACUUAAAACACCAUCGACCGUCAUAUAUGCCGCGCAUAUAAUAUUAUUACGAUGACCGCGUUAUCUUUUGAGUCUUAAAUAUAAGACCCUCUGCACCCUACAAUAAUAUAUUUAUAAUUCGUAUAAUCUAUGCACGCGUAUCGAUCGCGCAAUUAAUACAAUAUCAUCAUGAAGGGUAUUAUAUUAUAUUGUACAUUGUAACCGUACGGUUGUAUAUUAUUAUUAUUAUAUGCUGAUAUAGUAAUGCGUGUAUUAUUAUCGUAUACAAUUCGUAAUAAUUGGCAUGAUGGUUUUUUGUUUUCGGAACGAUUAUUAUUAAGCCAAUACGGCGAGCUUUUCUCGUAUAAAUUAUUCGCAUUACACACAAGCCCCGAGGGAUUCCAACAAAGUAUUUCACCGAACUCGUGUACUUGCGGACAUUGAUGACAACUUUAAUUUUCUCCGCACAGACAAUGUUAUCAAAUAUACGCUAAUCGGCGUAUAAAACGGCGCUCUGGGCGAUAAUGUACUUAAUAAUAUUAAUUGCAUAUUAAUGCGCCAACUGCGGGACGCAUCGUUUACAGCGAGUGCGAAAAACACAAACCUCAAUUAUACUAUUAUUUGCGAGGGAUAGACGAUUGCCACCGUCGUCCUCCUCAACCCUCGGAAUAAAUAAAGCAGCUAUCGUCACUGUUGUUUAUAAAACAAUAACGGUUUUCCUCUUCUAUUUAUUGUAAAUAAUUAUAAUAUUAUACGGGGCUAUUGGACGCAGUCGACAGACUCGCCGCGAUAACGAGGAUCGUCUCAAUUAGUCAAUUAGCCACCAUACACCUAUAUAAUAUUAUACACAUAACAUUAUAUAGGUAUAGUGUGUACCAUGCGUUAACAUCAUAAACACGUUGCGUGUGCGAGUGUAUAAUAUACAGUAAUUAUUGUUAUAAUAAUUUAUCGUACGCAUAUUAAAAUAUUAUUAUCGUAUGGAAACGUUCAUCGACGUGCGUGUUUGGCGGCGCGCUUUUACGAGGAUUUUCUGUACAAGACGUCCCCAGACGCAUGCGACGGGAGUGCGGUGUUGGUAAAAAUUUGAUCUAGAGUCUAUAAUAUAGGAGAUCUAGUCGACUGCGGCGGCGGCGGUGGUUACUGGUUAACCGCGCGUAAACGGUUCAAACGUUCGAUAUUACAUUGUCCAUAAUAUAUAUUGUAAUAUUAUAAAUUAUAAUAUUAUUAUGCGCAUAAACUGAUAUACCAAGACGGCUAGACGUAUUUUAUUAUUAUUAUUAUUAUAUCGUCGUCACAACUCACCGAAUUAAGCAUUAUAUUUACAAAGUAUACAUGGCACACUCCAUGUAUGUUAUGUAUAUAAGUUAGUAGAUAGUUACAAUGUAUAUAUUAUGAUUUAAUAUACGUUAUUUACGUGUGCUGCACUAAAUAAUAGUACGCGAUGAUGAUGAUGAUGAUUGCGACUGUGGAAACCGCACACGCCAUUAUAAUAUUAUAGUAAUUAAACGAAUUAAUACCGACUCGCAACUAAUAGUAUAAUAAAUAUAUCUUUCCAGCUAUAAUGAUAAUAUUACGAUAAACAGCAACGGUGAUAUUCUUUCAUAUUAUGUAAAUCUGAUGGAAAUAAUAACACAUAUGAGUGGGUAAUAUAAUAUAUAUUAUAUUAUGUUAUUAUAAUAUUCCGUAUAUUAUUAUAUUGUGAGAUGGACAUUGUCUGGGAAUAAGAAGACGUAGGUAUUUUACCAUCCAGUGAUUACUACAAGAUUAUCGAUCUAGGCAUCGGGACGAGAAAUGUACAUUCGUCUACGAUUCACAAAAUACCGCAAGUGCAUGAGUGUGUAACGAUUGUUGUACGACUUAGAAACUACACUCGUAAUGCAUUAAAAUAAUAAUAAUGUCAUCUAGUCCAUUUAACCGUUGCGGUAUACUUUCCCGUCGAUAUAAUAUUUAAAUGUCUGAGGAGAUACGACGAUAUUAUUAUAAAUUAUGAUAAUAAUAUUCAAAUCCGAGAGUGUUUUCCAGUUCAUCGCGCAUACCCCUAUCUAUACAUAUUAUUAUACGAUCGUCAUCAGUGAGUUGUACGACGUCAAUAAUCAACAUCCGAAGUUGAUUGGUGCGAACUAAGUACUGCUGCAGUGUAAAGGUACGGUUUCCCUUGCGCGAUCGCGAACGCGAUCUGCGUUCUAAGAUCGCGCGUCCCGAUCGCGCGACUGCUGAUACAAUGUAAAUUAAUAGCGUUGGUUUCCCCUGCGCGAUCGCGGUCGGCGAUCUAAAUUUGUUCGCGGCGCGAACGCGAACUGACUGGUCUCCGAGCAGACAAAUCGCGUUCGCACCGCGAUCGAUGUGUUGUUUUGAUGAUAUUAUUUAAUAUUAAUAAUAUGCAACUCAUUUAUGAUUGAACACUCGUUGACAUCGGUCGUUCAAAACAUGAGUUCUUCAAUGGUAAAAUUUACUAAGGAGCAAGACGAGAUAUUGGUUGAAUCUGUAGCUAAACACCCCCCAAUUUAUAAUCCCCAAAGCAAAGAUUAUAAAGAUUUGAACAUACGGGAUGCAAUUUGGAAAGAUAUAAGUUGCAACGUUGGACGAAGUGAUGAAGACUGCAAGAGAAGGUACAAGAAUAUUAAAGAUGCCUAUUUAAAAAAUAAACGGGCAAGAAUAAUGAAUACUGGAGCAAGUGCCUCUUCAAAACCCUCAAAAUGGCAUUUAGCACCAUUUUUAAGUUUUUUGGAUACAAUACCACAAGAAAGAAACACAACAUCAAAUAUAUAUGAUACUGAUAAUAAUGAAGAUUCUGGCUCAGACGAAGAGGAAAUAAAUAUCACACAAGAUGAUAUUAUACUGCAGUCAUUACCAGUAACGCAAUGUCCUCAAUCUCCGUCGACUUCAAAAGCACAAAAAUCGACUAAUAAAAGAAAAAAUUUAAAUGUCACUGAAUUAUUAGAAAAAAGAUCCAAAGAAAGAACAGAGCUGAUGACACAACUAAUUGCUAAAAAAAAUACGGAUGAGUACGAUGAUGUUGAUCAUUUUUUCAAAAGUUUAACUCUUAUCUGUCAAAAAGUUGCCACCACACUUAAUUUCACAGGCGAAAUUGAAAAUGUUGACAAUUGUGACUGACUUGGAACUUCAAGCUGCAAAUAAUCAUGCACAUAACGUCCACAUCAUACCUGGCAAUCGCAGAGUAUCAUUACAGUCAAAUAAUUCUACUAGUAGUUCCCCAUAUUCUAACAACUUUACUCCAUACAGUUAUAGUCCACCUUCACUAGAUUCACCAUUAUAUUCAAAUAUUCAACAACAGUUCGGACCAGAAAAUCCAACUACAUUUACGCCUUUCCAGUCAGUUCAAAAUAUGAACAAUGAAUGGAACACCAAUUCUCAAGAAAUUUAACAAUAUAUUUUAAAAUAUUAUCUUAUAAGGUAUUUUGAUUUUUUUUUUAAUUAAUUGUUCAUAAGUCAAUGAAAUAUAUGAUAAGGUAACUAUUUUUAUUUAUUUUGAUCAAUAAAAAAUUGAUUUAUUAUUAACUUUGAUACAAAUUGUAUAUUAAAAUAAAACAACAGUAUUCCACAAAUAAAUUUAUAAAUCUGAGUUCUUAUUUCAUUUUACUUUAUCUGUACCUAUUUGAAA
Messenger RNA from Metopolophium dirhodum (rose-grain aphid), 5570 nucleotides. RefSeq lists its product as uncharacterized. Lineage: Eukaryota; Metazoa; Arthropoda; Insecta; Hemiptera; Aphididae. The transcript has 3 exons. Gene Ontology annotation, biological process: regulation of transcription by RNA polymerase II. Gene Ontology annotation, cellular component: transcription regulator complex; nucleus. Bases 4340 to 5062 code for a protein of 240 amino acids. The record is from RefSeq and is a predicted model, not a curated record.